CGGGCGGGCUCUGCUCCCGGGGUCCUUCCUCACAGCGUGGUUGCUGAGCACCGGGAGUUGUUGCAAGGACUUUUAACUGAUCUAGCCCGCUGGCAAUCAUGAGUGAAUGGAUGAAGAAAGGCCCCUUAGAAUGGCAAGAUUACACUUACAAAGAGGUCAGAGUGACAGCUAGUGAGAAGAACGAGUAUAAAGGAUGGGUUUUAACUACAGACCCAGUCUCUGCAAAUAUUGUCCUCGUGAACUUCCUUGAAGAUGGCAGCAUGUCUGUGACUGGAAUUAUGGGACACGCUGUGCAGACUGUUGAAACUGUGAGUGAAGGGGACCAUAGAGUGAGAGAGAAGCUGAUGCAUUUGUUCAUGUCUGGAGACUGUAAAGCAUACAGUCUUGAGGAUCUGGAGAAGAGAAAGAACAGCUUAAAGAAAUGGCUCGAGAAGAACCACAUCCCCAUCACUGAACAGGGAGACUCACAGAGAACUCUCUGUGUAGCUGGGGUCCUGACUAUAGACCCACCAUAUGGUCCAGAGAAUUGCAGCAGCUCUAAUGAGAUUAUUCUGUCCCGUGUUCAGGAUCUUAUUCAAGGACAUAUUGCAGCUUCUCAGUGAAAGGCUAGGAACUGUGGACACACUGAUUGAAAUAGACUCCUUUUUUUUCCUUCAUAAAAUGUUUUCAACGUAAGCCCAUCCUAUUACAGGACUUUAAAGGCACAUGAGUGUGUGUGUGUGCAUAUACAUUUGUGUUUUAAUUCUUGUUUUGGUAAAAUAAAGGAGUGGCUUACAAGUGUAAAUUCCUUGGGAAAUAAAUGAACUGGGGCAAGGAUACAUCACAUGCAACAAAAUUAGCAAAGGGACAUCACAAUUGUAAAGGUUUUUUUCUUGUGGUGGGGAUACAUCACCAUUUUUGUUAGGCAAAAAAUGUUUUUGGAAAAAACUAACAUGUCAGAUUCAAUAAUAAAAUGUUAAGGUAGAA
Cynocephalus volans (Philippine flying lemur) is the source of this 966-nucleotide messenger RNA. It is a transcript of the gene GEMIN6, whose product is annotated as gem nuclear organelle associated protein 6. Gene Ontology annotation, cellular component: nucleus; SMN complex. The coding region runs from base 99 to 602 and encodes 167 amino acids. Lineage: Eukaryota; Metazoa; Chordata; Mammalia; Dermoptera; Cynocephalidae. Gene Ontology annotation, molecular function: RNA binding. The transcript is spliced from 3 exons. Gene Ontology annotation, biological process: spliceosomal complex assembly; spliceosomal snRNP assembly. The record is from RefSeq and is a predicted model, not a curated record.